Anopheles aquasalis is the source of this 3034-nucleotide messenger RNA. RefSeq names its product Lipoyltransferase 1 (gene Lipt1). The record is from RefSeq and is a predicted model, not a curated record. Gene Ontology annotation, molecular function: lipoyltransferase activity. Gene Ontology annotation, biological process: protein lipoylation. Gene Ontology annotation, cellular component: cytoplasm; mitochondrion. NCBI's taxonomy places the organism in Eukaryota, Metazoa, Arthropoda, Insecta, Diptera, Culicidae.
AGCGUCGAAGAUCGCGCUAGUCGAAGAUCGGUGGAAAAGCGAAAGGCGAACGGAAAAAACCCAAACAGGCUCAAGAAGAUGGCUGCCCUCGUAACGCGCAACGGGUUUACCCGGUCCCUUACCCGCAUCCUGGUCCUGUCGACGUCUUCGUCGUCGUCGUCGUUGUCGGUCCGGGCUGCUUCGACCAAGCAUCCGUUCCAGGGCAAUGAUGGUGGUUCCAGCCCUACCGGCCAUCUCACGAUGAGCAGCGGCAGCAAACAGCUGUCCGUGGCCGACAUUAAGAAGAUUCCGGAUGAGGAGGUGAAAAAGUCCGUCUUCAUCUCGCAGUCGAACGAUGUGUUCACCAAUCUGGCGCUGGAGGACUGGAUCUAUCGGAACUUUGAUCUGACGAACCACCACAUCCUGAUGCUGUGGAUUAACCGGCCGACGGUGGUGAUCGGACGGCAUCAGAAUCCGUUCGCUGAAACGAACGUGUCGGCCCUGGCCCGGAACGGAAUUGAGCUGGCCCGGCGUAACAGUGGCGGUGGUGCGGUUUACCAUGAUCCCGGCAAUCUCAACUGUACCUUCUUCAUGCCACGGGCUCGCUAUGACCGCAAGUACAACCUGAAUCUGCUGACGCGCGCCAUGUACCGGGAGUACGGGAUCAAUGCGGAGCUUUCGGCCCGGGACGACAUCGUGCUGCUGGGCAAAAAGAUAUCAGGCACGGCAGCAAAACUGGGCCAACCGAACGCUUAUCAUCACUGUACGCUCCUUGUUAACUCCAACAAACUGCACCUCGGAGCAUCCCUUGCCAAAGAUGACGUUGAAAUAACAAGCAAGGCCACGGCAUCGGUCCCGUCGCCCAUUAAGAAUCUAGUCGACGUGAACCGUACCGUCAACAUCCAGCAGCUGCUUUCGGCUAUCGGCUAUGAGUUCCUACGGACCCCGGCCACUCAGCUGACCGAUGGUGGCCGCGAGCUGCUGAUGAAGCAACGUGGCUUCCAGCUGAUCAAUCCGACCGACAAAUGGUUCCCGGGAAUUAGCGAGUUGCGCACCAACUUUGCCUCCUGGGACUGGCGGUUCGGCAAGACGCCUGCCUUCUCGGUUCAGAAGACGAUCCAGACGAAGGUGGGUGCAGCCGGUGGAAGCACGGAGCAGCCUUCAUCACCUCACGACAUGAAGGUGAAGGUGGAUGUAGAAAAGGCACUCAUCAAAGAAAUCAGCCUGAUCCUGCCGAACCACGAGCCGAUUCCGGUGGUGUCGGAUAUGGUCGGUAAGCCGUACGAUGAGGAUUGCUUCCAUGGCAUUGCCGAAGCUCUGAAGGGUGCCAACACGGAGAGCAUGCGACACGCAAUGGGCUUAUGAAGCUUGGAGCUACCGGUGCAGAAGGCUCCUGCCAGUUCCUUCGCACCUGAUGGAGACGAACAUGGCAGCGAUCGAUAAUGACGACGACGACUUCAUCUCUCCUUUCGUCAAUUCUCUCUCUCUCUCAGCGCUUCUCUGUCCCGUUACGCUUUGUGAUUAGCUCCCUACCGCUUCGGUACACUCCCGAGGGCCUGGCCGUUGUUUAUGCAUUAGAAACAAAGCGUGCAACCGUUCCAUAGAUGGGCAAUCGAACGAUGUGACAUAAUGACACACCUCUUGAACUUGCCCAGCAACAAACACAAACCACGUCACUCGCCUGUGGAUCGGAAACAAACGGGCAGAAGGUGUCGUAUCGAUCGUUCUAACUGAGCCUAGUCGACCUUGCCUUGCUUGCCGGCCAGCGUGUGCACCGGUGCUAAUCAGCUGUUUUUUGUUCGAUUGGAAGGUUAGCGUGCCGUGCAGAAAGGAACGAAAAAUUAUGUAUUCAACAACAAAACAGCAUUGCACGCCGGUAGAGGACAGAAUAACAAAAUUAGCAAAGCAAUUGCUCGAGCAACAGGUACACGCGGUCAGGGUUGGAUGAGUAAUUUGAAAAUCGAAAAAAUCCGAUUCUCCUUCUAGCAACUCACAGCACCAUUCGCAUGCGCAUAGUGGAAUAGAGAGGAUCGACGUGUUUUUUUUAAAGAAUGUGAUGUUUUAGAUUAAAUUUGACCAUACAGUGCCUACGUUUAGCAAACAUUUCACAAUCGUAAACGGUUUGAUGAUCGCGAUCGCGCCGAUCCUUAUGAUGCAAAUCAGAACAAAACGUUUGCCUGACAUACAGCUGCCUUCUCUCAAGGUAGUUCGGUUCGCGCACAGUCAUUUAUGUUAUUAUUAGGUACCUCUUACGAUUAGCGAUGUUUACUCGCUGAUAAACGUGUGCACGCGCAUAUUAGCGUGUGCCAUUAACAGCAACAAAAUUGACGACAGACCGGUGAAACCGAGUCCGAUGAUAAGCAGGAACGUGCAGCUUAGGCAGCAAGUAUUCAUCGUGAUCACGCUACAACUUACACACUAUCGAUAGGAUGACGGCACAUGAAGCGUUUUUAUAUUACUGGAUCACACAACACACUUGACGUUCGGUUUGAUAGCUUUUAGUUUAGAUAGAUUGGCUCUUUCUCACCCGAUGCAUCGGUAUUAGUUGGAUGGGAUGGGUGAGCGGCGUCAAGGAACCCAUCGUCCAUUAACAUCUGAUACCAGGUGCCGGGUGUAUCAAGGGAUACAUCAAGAAUACGAUCAUAUCAUCCGUUCCGUUAGACCACGGCCAGUCCAGUAGAUGCUUUGGCUCCGUUUGGCCGCCGUUAGUCUAUCGUUUUGGCAUCACAUUUUCGACUGAGGAAUAGAUUCUUAAACAUUGUGCUUGUUAGGAUUAUGCUUGAUGGGUUCAAUUUUCCCCCAUUUCUCUUUCUUUCCUUCAGAGGAUCACACGAUAUUUUAAUCAAUUCUGUUUACUUGUGCUUAACUUUCAAUUGUCCGGAAGUUGUGGAUGCACUGUUUCGAGGGAUAGCGAUGUCAAAAAGAGACUAGUUAAGGCGAAUUAUAUACCAGUUGUGGAUAGUCUACAGUGAAACGUUAUGUACCACCUAAGCUUACUUGUACUACGAUAAAGAAAACGCAAUUCAAUAAAAAAGAAUGAAUAUACUUUAUUAAA